AUGAUUUACACUAUUGGGCUACGAGGAUCCCUACUAGCGGCGCUCACACUCUCUUCGCUCUGUCUUUCGGAUCCUCCAGCAGGUAGCAGUCUCUUGUUUUCACCAUCACCUCUGUCUUUGCAGGUCUACGCUGCGAUUGGCCUGACAAUAGUCCAGUUGCUUUUGCCUCGUCGACCACAUCUCUUUACGGCAGAUGGCAGAGCUGUGGACCUCGAAAAUAGUUCCUCGGCAUUUCAUAGGUAUACCAUGCAUUGGUGCACAAGUGCCCUGCAUCUAGCUGGUAAUCAUGUGAAGCUUGACAAACUCCCUGCUCUAGACUAUUAUACUCGGUCGCAAAGCCAGCCACUUCUUCAGAUAGCAACCUCGAAGACUUCGUUGUGGUGCCGCAUAUUAUAUGACCGCUUUGCCGGCUUCGCCAAACAAUGGAUCAUAAUGAUUAUAAGAUCUCUCGUUACAUUUGUGUCUCCUUAUUGUGUCAUGCGGCUUCUUAGGAGUCUGGAAGAACAGCCUGAAUCAAGGCACGAUGCUUGGUUUUGGCUGAUAGGAGUUGCUAUAUCGUGCUUAUGCCAAACCCUGCUUCACCACCAUCUGCUGUGGAUACAGUGGUCUGAAAUGGCAAUUCCUGUCAGGGCACAACUGAUCAUGGCAAUCUUUGCCAAAGUGCUAAAGAUGAAAGAUUCUAAAGACCCCCAAAGUCCUAAAGUCGAGAAGCCUGAAGCCAUUAAUCUCAUUUCGUCCGACAGUGUUUCUCUCAGUAAAUUCACAGCUGUCAACCACUAUAUCCCAGCCACAUUAUCCAAAUUUCUUUUUGCUGCGCUAUUUCUGGUACAAUUAGUUGGAUGGCAGGGUACCAUUGCUGCCUUGGUUGUUACUGCGAUAAGCGUACCGGUUCAUACAUUCGUCAUCAAGCAGGAGCGCAUGGCACAAAAGCAUCUUGCUGCAGCAAGAGAUAAGAAGACCAAAGCAGUCAACGAACUCAUGUAUGCGCUUCGACAGAUCAAGUUCUCUGCUUCAGAAGCGCAGUGGGAGGACCGUUUGGAGACCUUCCGACAGGAUGAGCUUAAACAGCUACGCAGGGUCUUUGUUGCAAAGAACGUAAGAUCUGUAUGGAGCGUUGCGUCCCCAUUUAUUGUCGCUGCGGCUUCAAUCUUUAUCUACGCAUACACCACAAGCUCAAUUUCCCCCUCCAUUCUUUUCCCCAUGAUUGAGCUUUUGCCCCAUCUUCAAUCAACACUGGGGUUUCUUCCUGUUGUAUUCAAUGAUUAUUUCGAAGCCAGGUCCAAUGGGAGCCGCAUAGAAAAUUAUUUGAGAAGACCGGAACACAAGACAGUGCUUACUCCUAGCCCAUCCGGCCAUAUUUCAUUUCAUAAUGCGACCAUUUCGUGGCCUUCCGAUGUGUUGCAACAACAUCGCUUUUCUCUGAGCCACAUCAAUGUGGAUUUUCGCGCUGGUGAGCUCAGCAUAAUAUAUGGAAAGACAGGAUCAGGAAAAAGUCUGUUACUUGCUGCAAUCAUUGGAGAGGUUGACCUCCUCGACGGUACGAUUAAAGCCCCAUCGAUGGCUGAAGGGCAAUCAGUUGCAUUCGUAUCGCAAACUCCGUGGCUUCAGAACACCACAAUAAAAGAAAAUAUUCUGUUUGGGAAUCCAAUGGACGACAAGAAGUAUGAGGAGGUAUUGAAAGCCUGUGCACUAUAUCCUGACCUUGCUGCCUUGCCGAAGGGCGACGAGACCCAGAUUGGCCUCCGGGGUGUCAAGCUCAGUGGAGGCCAACGCGCGAGACUUGCGCUUGCCAGAGCACUAUACUCAAGUGCACAGACAUUGAUACUCGAUGACAUAUUUGCUUCUCUUGAUGCACAUGUCUCCAGGGAUAUCUGCAAGGCACUCACCGGUGCCCUUUGCAGAGGCCGCACGCGGAUCCUCGUAACUCACCAGGUAUCUCUGUGCCUGCCAGAAGCAAACUGUAUUGUCCAUAUAGAAAACAAUACUGCAAGAUACGCAGAAGGAGCUGAAUUCGUUGUGGAGAAGCAGAUUGAAGUCGAAACUGAAAACUCCAUGACAGCUGACCUUCCCAGACAGGAGAAAUCGAAAGAACAUGCAACCACGCUGGCAAAAAGCAAAGGUCUUGACGCGCGUACAGACGCAAAGGUAUAUGAUAUAUACUUCAGCGUAGCAGGUGGAUUGUGGUUCACUAUCAUAUAUCUUCUGGGCCUCGUCACCAAACAGCUUUUGGCCUCGUUGACGACGAGGACUUUGGGACGCAUUAAUUCGGCACGUCCUGAGUCCAUCAGCGUAGAGACAGAUGUCCCACCAGUUGCUCCAGGUUCGAAGGGCGGGUGGGCGCAGUAUCUCUACCUUUAUCUGCUGACUUCUACGACGACCGUACUUUUGGAAUUUCUAUUCAACCUGCAUGCCUAUUCCGGGUCCUUACGUGCCUCUCAAUCACUGUUCCGCGCGGCUACGUUUAGAGUCCUCCGAAUGCCCCUGCACUGGCUCGAUAGCACACCCAUUGGAGAGAUACUCAGACGGCUCACUGUUGAUGCCAAAAAUGUCGAUGAUUAUGUUUUGGUCACCAUGUCUGAAUUUGCGGACAACUUUGUCCAGAUGAUGUUGAUUGUGUGUGUGGGGUUCAAUACGUCUAAGUAUAUGAGUCUGCUGACAUUGACUCUCCUCUACUGGUGUACAAAAGUUAGCAAGCUCUAUAUAAAAGCACGGACGACCGUCAAACGAGCCGACUCGCAACCAACUGCUGCUAUACUUGAACAUUUCACAUCCUCUGCAGCAGGGGUCAUGACAAUCCGGGCCUUUGGUGCAUCAGAUCGGCUAGCUGCACAUAUGCAUGGGCACAUUGAUAGGUUGUCUACGGCUAGAAGACACUUCUUCAUAUUCAACCGCUGGCUUAGUCUCCAAAUGUCUCUCAUCGGCGUUAUCUUCAGCGUCGGAACGGGUAUUAUCCUAUUGUCAACUUCUACAGCCGAUGCAUUUUUGAUCGGCUACUGCCUCAGCUAUUCUAUGCAGUUAUCGCAGGCUAUGUUCAAGGCCAUCAAUAAUUUUGGGAUGCUUGAGACCUACAUGAACUCAGCCGGAAACAUUAUAGCUUACUCCGAGCUGGAGCCAGAAAAGCAAAGUGGCCGCGAAGCCCCUAACAACUGGCCAUCGCUCGGGAAUAUUGAGGUCAAGUCACUUGGCGCUUCCUACGCACCCGGGCUCCCACUUGUUCUGGAAGACGUGUCGUUCAGUGUGAAGGGUCGUGAAAGAGUUGGCAUCGUAGGUCGGACUGGAGCCGGGAAAUCGUCACUAACACUGGCCCUGUUGCGUCUGAUAGAACCCCAGCAUGGUUCAAUAGUUGUUGACGGCAUUGACAUAACCACCGUGGCACUCCGGACCCUCCGAUCACGAAUCGCAUUUAUUCCUCAAGAUCCAGUACUUUUCUCCGGAACAGUGCGAUCUAAUCUAGAUUACAGCCAUCAGAUUUCAGAAGACAGACUCAAUGAUGCCUUACAGCGCGUCAAACUGCUCAAGGAUGACCCGGAAGAUGAAGACUCUGGACUCUUCACACUUGACUCGCGCAUAAGUGCUGGAGGAGCCAACAUGUCCCAAGGUCAACGACAACUCCUCUGUUUGGCACGUAUAUUGAUCAGUAAUCCCAAGAUCAUCAUCCUCGAUGAGGCUACUUCAGCGGUAGAUGAUGAGACGGAUCGGUGGAUUCAGGAUACUAUUAGGAGCCAGUUUAGCGGGACAUUGGUCGUGGUUGCGCAUCGACUGAGGACAAUCAGUUCGUUUGACAAGGUGAUUGCUAUGAGUGAAGGGAAGAUUGCCGAAAUGGGGUCACCGGCUGAGCUAUUAAGGAAGGAGGGGUUGUUCUAUGAUCUCGUUCAGAGUAGUGAGGACCGGGAGUACUUGAUGGAGACGAUUGGAUGA
Molecule: messenger RNA, 3918 nt
Organism: Aspergillus costaricaensis CBS 115574
Lineage: Eukaryota; Fungi; Ascomycota; Eurotiomycetes; Eurotiales; Aspergillaceae
Product: P-loop containing nucleoside triphosphate hydrolase protein
Exons: 2
Coding region: 1-3918 (1305 amino acids)
Biological process (GO): transmembrane transport
Cellular component (GO): membrane
Molecular function (GO): ATP binding; ATP hydrolysis activity; ABC-type transporter activity
Source: RefSeq, a predicted model, not a curated record